Penicillium hordei is the source of this 186-nucleotide messenger RNA. RefSeq lists its product as uncharacterized. The record is from RefSeq and is a predicted model, not a curated record. Bases 1 to 186 code for a protein of 61 amino acids. NCBI's taxonomy places the organism in Eukaryota, Fungi, Ascomycota, Eurotiomycetes, Eurotiales, Aspergillaceae. The transcript has 2 exons.
AUGUCGACCUGUGUUGGCCCCGUGUCCCUGCGUUCGUGUGGGUCUCACGACCGCUGCAUCAACGAAGGAGGCGCUGGGAAGCUGAGUCUCCCAAUCUACCAGCAGAUCCAAAACGGCGAGAUCGUCCUUCGCUAUACUACCACCCACCUCAAGUAUACCUCAUAUACCACGAGUGAGGAGGUAUAA